Messenger RNA from Prorocentrum cordatum, 1312 nucleotides. NCBI's taxonomy places the organism in Eukaryota, Dinophyceae, Prorocentrales, Prorocentraceae. The record is from the annotation of a GenBank genome assembly.
GUUCGGGACGGAGUUCACUCAGACUGCCCAGAAUUUGUUGAUAACCCUAGACGGCAAGGAUGAGCUUCCCGAGGAUCUGACCGACAUAUUUGAGAACAUGGAGCGCAGCAGGUACUUUUGCAUCGUGCGCACCGAAUGCGUGAUCCAGCUGGUGAGAGCGGUCGCGGCGCCGCCGAUGAUCAGGGACCGCAAGAGCAAGCAGGACAUCGUGGACAGGUGCGAGAACCUCACCGAAGUCAUAGACGACGUCGCCAGCUGUGAUAUUGUGAAGGAGUUGGCAGGCGACGAGCAGAAGAAGUCGUUCACUCACUUCUGGUCCAGCGCCCUCAAGGUCGCCUCGGACCAGCAAGCGCUGAAGUCUUUCCUGGCGCAGGAGAUCUCCACUGCGAGGGCUGGAACCGCCGCGGACAUCGCCAAGUCCGUCGAAGAGGCGACGAAGGCAGCCGGCCAGGGCCAGGAUCCAGCUACCACCCAGCAGACCGUCCCCAAUGCGAUCGAUGAGCCCAAGGUGUUGAGCGAUGACGCCCUGUCGAAGUUUACUAACGUGGAGGCGCGCUUCACCGAGCACGGCGCCUUGUGGGGCGAGUUGAUGACGACGGCAGCGGCAGCGACAGGGUCCGAAGACCAUUCGACGACGAGUGCGAGUGCUAUCCCGGCGAAGCUUCGCUGCUCAAUCAUGGAGUGCCUGCUCUUCAAGCUGCAAAGUGUGAUGGCGGAGGCUGCCAUGCUCAAGCGCUUGGCGACGUCGGACGAUGGCCUAGACAACUGCUACUACAACCCGAGCUUGAAGACGCCGGGGCUCUGGGCGAAAGAGCAGAAGUUCACGAUUCUUAACUGCUGGGGCCCGCUCACCCUGGUACCGACGCUCGGGUGCUGGAAGGUUUGCACGUUCGACAACACCCCCAUCUACGUCCCUGCUGGGUUGGUUCGAACCAUCGGCAUCAACAAUGACACGGGGGAGCCUACCGAGCGGGCAACCAUGGAGCUCAAGUUCAAGGAACACACAGUCGAGUUCGUUUACGCCGAGAGCUUGAUCGCCAAAGAAGUGAAGCACAAUAUUAGUUUCAGCAUGCCGUACCUCCAACUGACUGGACCCGAGGCCACAGCACCAGGCACGAGCACGACUCCAACCACUGGCCCGUUCGAGCUGACGCGUCCCUGGGAUGAUGUGAAGGAGGUAUUCCUCCUCCCCGCUGGGUGCAAGAAGUACAAUGCCAAGACAGCGGAGCUCGCCAAGGCGUUCAAACCACACAAGAACGAGGGAAACGUGCUUGCAAAGGAGUGGAAGGAAGUCGCGUCGCACAUCAUUUGA